AUGGCGCGGGAGAGGCCGCCCGGGAGGGGCCGCAGCGCCCUGAGCCGCUGCCUGCUGGGCGCCGCGCUGCUGCUGCUGGGCCUGCGGCUGUGCGCGGAGCUGCGGCGCGCCGGCCCCCCGCCCCCGGCCCGCAGCGCCCCGCCCCGGCCGCCCGCGCCGCCCCCGCCGCCCGCGCCCGGGCCCCCGCGCGGCGCCGGCCGCAGGCAGGUGACCUACGUGCGCAGCGGCCGCCGGGCGCGCGGGGGCGGCGGGAGCGGGACGCCGGACACCGGCUGCUGCGCCCCGCGCGCGCGUCCCCGCCGGAAGGGUUCCCGGUGGCACAUAGACCUGCAGCCUUGGGCAGGCCCUGCUCAGUCCCUGGAUGAAGAAGCCUCGAGGUUCCUGAGAUACAUCAGCACCACCCAGAUUGCCUGUGAUCACGUGAGUACCGACAGCCUGGCUACCGACUCCAGCUCCGCGAAGAAGCCCUGGUCGGUUUGUCUUGAUGACAGGUUUGGCUUAGCUCAUCAAAUCCGCAACAAGCAGUGCCGUCUCUACUCUUUAGGGCUGGGAAGCGACGACACCCAGUUUGAGGUCAGCAUGGCCAACAACGGAUGUGAAGUGCAUCGUUUUGAUCCCAGUGUUAAGUCGGCUCAUAUCCUGGAGAGUCAGCGCCUCUGGCACCACCGCUUGUCCAUUGACUGGCGGGACCCCCAUCCAGCCGUUGCUGCCCAAAAGCCGCAUGGCAACACCAGAAAACUGGGGACCAUUUUGAAUGACUUUGGGCAUCACAAGAUUGAUGUCCUCAAAGCAGAUCUAGAGAGCGCAGAAUGGAAAGUUUUGGAGAAUCUUAUUCUGGAAGAUGUCCUUGAACAGAUCGGACAGCUCGUCUUCGAGAUCCAUCUCCACUGGCCCGGGUUCGAGGUCAGCGGCAGCGACAGCAGUGUGGUGCGGUUCUGGUACAGCCUCCUCAAAGAGUUAGAACUAAAUGACUUCAGGCUUUUUCACAGUUACAAGGACUUAUCUAAACCUCAGCUCUUCCUGAAGAAAGACAUUUUCAAUGCAAGUAGCUGUUAUACUCUUGGUUGGGUAAAUACCAGGUGGAAGUAG
Pipistrellus nathusii (Nathusius's pipistrelle) is the source of this 1089-nucleotide messenger RNA. The record is from the annotation of a GenBank genome assembly. NCBI's taxonomy places the organism in Eukaryota, Metazoa, Chordata, Mammalia, Chiroptera, Vespertilionidae.